This is a messenger RNA of Rotaria sp. Silwood1, 1533 nucleotides long. Lineage: Eukaryota; Metazoa; Rotifera; Eurotatoria; Philodinida; Philodinidae. The record is from the annotation of a GenBank genome assembly.
AUGAAAACAAGAUUGAGCACAUACAAUUUGGAGUAUUUUGAUGAUGUCAAUAGUAUUCCUGGUACAACUGGACCAGGAAUCCCGAAGGCGAUUCGAUCAGCUUUAUCAAAAAAAUAUGGCGGUGUGAACACUAGUGCUACAGAGUCUUAUGGUGCUGCUAAAGAUGGUGAUCCAGAUAAGUUUUUACGAAUUCCACAGUGGGCUGACUAUGAACUGUACAACAGACGUGAUAUAGAAGCGUCUUUGGGAAAAGAUAAACAAUGGAUCAUCAGCUCACAAGAUGCAUCGAUUCGAAACUUUGGCUUUCUCAUCUCAAAUAAAACAUUUAUUUAUACAAUUGACGAUGACUGUUUGCCAGCUCAGGAUGCCAACGGAAAUCACAUCAAUGCAUUACAAAGACAUAUUCAGAACCUUGUCACUAAUUCAACUCCUUAUUUUUUCAACACUCUGUAUGAUCCUUAUCGUGAAGGUUCCGAUUUUGUUCGUGGAUAUCCAUUUAGUUUGCGAAGAGGUGUGCCUACAGCAAUUUCUCAUGGUAUUUGGCUCAAUGCUCCGGACUAUGAUGCACCCACUCAAUUACUCAAAGUUGAUGAACGUAAUACACUUCUUGCUGACAUAACUAUAACAGUACCUGCUGGUGUGCUCUAUCCAAUGUGUUCUAUGAAUGUAGCUUUUAAUCGCAAGUUGAUUGGACCAGCUUUCAUGCAAGGUCUCAUGGGCUCUGGCAUGCCUUGGGGACGAUAUGAUGAUAUGUUUGCUGGAUGGGCAAGUAAGGUGGUAGCAGAUCAUCUCGGUCUUGGAGUCAAAACAGGAGCACCUUAUAUUCGACACAAUAAAGCUUCAAAUCCAUUUACUAAUCUUAAAAAGGAAUAUAUGGGAAUGUUUUGGCAAGAAGAUAUUAUUGCUUUCUUUCAAAAAGUACGAUUCUCAUCAUCUGCAAAAACCCCUCAAGACUGCUACUUAGAAUUGGCUGAAAUGAUUCGUGCAAAUCUGAGUUAUUUGAAUGAAUAUUUUAGUCGACUAGCUACAGCCAUGGAAAUUUGGAUUGAACAGUGGAAUCGAGCUCAAAAUGGCGAGAUGAGUUUUAGACCUAGUCGAAAGAAUCGACGAAAGAGUGCUGUCAGUCCAUUUGCUGUAUUCACUAUUUGUCGUAAUGAGCCUGGUUACUUGCCUAUCUGGCUAAAAUAUUAUCGUCGCUAUUUCGCCGAUGAAGAUAUUUAUAUUUUGGAUAAUGAUAGUAACGAUGGAUCGACAUCAAAUCUGCCAGUAAAUGUUAUUCGUGUUCACUCCGAAAAGUAUUUUGAUCACUAUUGGCUAGUUGAAACAAUCCAGAAUAAGUUACGAGAUUUACUUAAGAGUGGAUAUAAAUAUGUUUUGUUUGCUGAAAUUGAUGAAAUAAUUAUACCUGAUCCGGCUAAAUACCCAUUGGGCUUAAUUGAUUAUAUUAAUCGAACAAAUAUCUCAGUUGUUCGUGUCAAAGCAUACGAUGGACGAAAAUUUGAUCAUGUUUCACUUGCAACGAAUGGAUCAUGA